AUGCAUGACGUCGGCUAUUCCAGCGGGGGUAAAUACAUUAUCGAGGAAUCUUCAUACUCGUUCAUGUACUCUUCCAGGGUUAUCGAGCGAGUUUCAGACAUCGCAACGGCUCUGGAAAUUUCGCCAGCCGGCACUAUCCUUGAAGGAUCUCUUGACCAUUCAGGUGGUGGGACGUUCAUCGACGAAGAAAAGUUUAUGGCGGCGGAUGUCAAUCUUCUUGUCUCUGUCAGACUCAUGACUCGAACUUACAUAUCUUCAGAGCCUGAUGAUUUUCAAGGGGUUGAUGGAUUUGAUCCCGGAUUAAACGAAUUUCAUGACUCUUUUGGGGACUCUUACAUCUCUGGAUGUAUCCAAGGUGGCUGUUUUACCAGUAUUAUUUCAAUCCGCUGUCUAGAUAAAAACGACAAAGACAGAGUUAUACGGGCUAUCGGAGAGAUUGCACAGACCAAUAACAACCCUGGUGAUCUGAGCGAGACACUCAGCUCUGCGUCCAAGCGCCUUUGCGACAACAGCACUUUUGAAAACACAGAGAUUUCUAUCUCAGACAUCCAUGCUGUGUAUGAAGUAGCUGCUAAAUUCCCAGGCCAAGUUGCCGUUCAUCCACAAUACACCUGGGCGAUCCUGACCAAACACAAUGCAUCCCGAACCUGGAACGAGCGUAUCCGGUUACACAAGGCUCCAGGUAUGAAGUUCCUAGACUCCAGUCCUGUCAUGCGCUAUACGGCAACCCUUUUUGAUGACUUUAUGAAGUACAAGAGUCUUAUCGGAAAUGUUCGAGAUAUGCUUUCCAACAAGACCAAUACAGUGGGUCCAACAGUCGACAGCUUUACCAAAACAACGAAGAACGAACUAGUUCAGAACAUCAUCGGCGAAGCUCUCUUGCCAUCGCCCACGUUCAAAGAUAUCUUGCGCCUCAAUGGAGCUGAGUCCUUUCGCACAACCAGCGGUCAUUCAUCAGAUGUGUCUACCACAGGCUUUCAGGAUAUCCGAGCCACAGUCACGAGCGAUGUAGACUCUGCGACUCAUAACGAGAUCUACCAGGAGGAAAACGGAUAG
Messenger RNA from Fusarium venenatum, 1056 nucleotides. RefSeq lists its product as uncharacterized. The record is from RefSeq and is a predicted model, not a curated record. NCBI's taxonomy places the organism in Eukaryota, Fungi, Ascomycota, Sordariomycetes, Hypocreales, Nectriaceae.